AAAAAUUAUAUUUUUUGGUCUAUUUAGAUUAUUUAUAGUGAGAAGACUUGUAUGUGGAAUAUAUAUUCAAUUUAGUUUUUAGGUAAAAUUUAUAAAAAUGGGGCGCCGUUCGAUAAAUACCACGAAAAGUGGUAAAUACAUGAAUCCAACGGAUCAAGCAAGGAAAGAAGCCAGAAAGAAAGAGUUGAAAAAGAAUAAACGCCAAAGACAAAUGGUUAGAGCAGCUGUGUUGAAAAUGAAGGAUCCCACUCAGAUCCUAGAAGAACUACAGAAAAUUGAUGAAAUGGAGUACAAUGUCCUACAACCAUCACCAUUAAAUGAAAAAGUACUCAAAGAGAAGAGAAAAAAGUUAAAAGAAACAUUUGAUAGAGUGCUGAAGAUGUAUGUAAGUAUAAUAUGACAAGAAAUGGAAUAUGAGAAGAGGAGAGCUCAUUUAAUUUCAUACUAUGAGUCUGUGAAAUUGGCUCAAUCCGUGCAAGUUGAUGACAUCCCCUUACCCACAUUACAAAUGCCCGAGAACUAUGUGUAUGGAAACAUGGCCUCCCAAAUACCAAUGCCAAUGGACAUAGCACCACCUAGCGCGCCAAUGAAACCCAUUCUCAAAAAGGACUCUGUCUACAAAGAAAGGCCAGCGGGUGCCGAAGCCCCCGGCGUGCCUCCUGGCCCUCCUCCGGACUUCGCUCUGCUGCUGCUUGAGGCCGAGAAAGAAGAGAGGGAGGCUGGGAAGGAGAAGAAGAGUCUCCGGUUCUCCGACUUGCCCGAUGAAGGCCCGCCUGGAGAGAAAUGCAUCCCCAUGCCUACAAGUCUACCUCAAGCGUCAGAAGAUUACGACGGCGAAGCAGAAAACAUGGAACACAUGGAUCAGAAUAUGGAACAAAUGGACGAAGACCUGGAGCCAGCGAAUAACGCGGCUCCAAAACCUACGUCGCUACAGCAGAGGAUGUUAGCGCUGUCUGGACAGAAUAUAGACGACUUUAUGAAAGAAAUGGAAGAGGUGCACAGAAAGAGAGAAAGAGACAGAGCAGCGGACUUAAAUGCCAGGUUGACAGCACUGAAGCGAUCCGGCGGCCAUCGCGAUAGCGACUCCGAUAGCGAUAACGAAACGCCAAUGCCUCCACCAACCAUGCCAGCUAUGCCUCCGGAGUUCAUACUAGAGCCCCCUGGCGUCGAGAUGAGACAGAUGCCGCCACCGUUGAUACCACCGGCCGCGCCACCGGGCCCCCCGCGCCUGCUGCGGCCGCCCGGCCCGCCGCCCGGCGCGCCGCCGCGCCUGCUGCGCCCGCUCGUGCCGCCGCCGCCGCCCAAGCAGAUGCCGCCCUCCGUGCUCAUGGCCGCGCCCAUCAUACACAAGAAGGACGGCCCGCAAGGAGCCACAAUCACUGCCAAGCCCCAAAUCCGCAACCUCUCAGCGGACGUGACGCGCUUCGUGCCAUCCGCGCUGCGCGUGAAGCGCGAGGACAAGAAAGCCAGCAGCAAGCUCAAGCCGGCCGUGCAGCGCGCCGAGAGCGCGCCCAAGCCUGCGCCGAGCAAGGACGACGCCUACAUGCAGUUCAUGCGCGAGAUGGAGGGGCUCUUGUAGACGCAGGCUAUGUCACCAAAGCGAACCCACAUGUUUGCAUUACACGCCAUUGUGGAUCCAAUAGUCACACGCUGCUGUCUUUGGUCCUACUUUUAUCCUACUGUAGUGAGAGAAAUACAUAGCUCUAUUCGAUCAAUGGCUCAUUUUCGUAACAAGAAUGUCACUUUUGAGAAUGUUGCUAUAAAUAUGUCAUAGUGACACGAUCCCGAUCUGUCAGUGUUAAAAGUGUAAUUUCUGCAAAAAUGUCACUUGCCAUAAAUCGGAGUUGCAUUGAUUUACAUGUAUAGAAUAUUGUUCCACCACAACCUACUGUCUUGAAGCAAUAAUAAUAGUCGUUUUUCGUGACAUAUAAUGUACCAUAAAUAAAUACAAAGUCUGUAUUAAAUGAAGUAUCAUGAAAUACAAUAAUUGUUAAGUAUA
This is a messenger RNA of Leguminivora glycinivorella, 1999 nucleotides long. RefSeq names its product WW domain-binding protein 11. The transcript has 11 exons. The record is from RefSeq and is a predicted model, not a curated record. Gene Ontology annotation, biological process: mRNA cis splicing, via spliceosome. Gene Ontology annotation, cellular component: spliceosomal complex. Lineage: Eukaryota; Metazoa; Arthropoda; Insecta; Lepidoptera; Tortricidae.